This is a messenger RNA of Corythoichthys intestinalis (scribbled pipefish), 2256 nucleotides long. It is a transcript of the gene cep63, whose product is annotated as centrosomal protein 63. The record is from RefSeq and is a predicted model, not a curated record. NCBI's taxonomy places the organism in Eukaryota, Metazoa, Chordata, Actinopteri, Syngnathiformes, Syngnathidae. Gene Ontology annotation, cellular component: centriole. Gene Ontology annotation, biological process: centriole replication; de novo centriole assembly involved in multi-ciliated epithelial cell differentiation. The coding region runs from base 317 to 1801 and encodes 494 amino acids. The transcript has 14 exons.
AUUUUGUUCUCGUCUAUUUUUUAAUCUCUUAUAAACGUAAUUUUAAAAUAAUUCAUUUAGAAGUACAGUGAAUAAUCGUGAAUAUUUUUACUAUUUAAAUACAUUUUGGAAUUUAAAUAAUUAAAAGUUAAACUGUUGAGCGUGACGUCACGUCGCUUUGAACGUUGAGUGGCGCCACAGAGAGUGCAGAGGUUAGCUUGUUGGUUGCUAACCUCUAACUUUCCACAAAUGCAUGCAACUUGAUUUUACUUAAUUUAUAGUCUAGUAAGGCUAUACACGUCCAUAUUAGUUAUUUGGACGACAUUUUUGACCUCAAAUGGAGGCGUGUAUGGGUACUUUGCUGAAUUCGGACCUCGGCUCUGUGCUGUCUGCAUGCGAACCGGAGCUCCAAGAACUGAUGCGGCAGAUCGAUAUUAUGAUGAGCCAGCAGAGAAGCGAGUAUGAGGCGCAGGUGCGGGACCUCCAGCAGCGACUGAUGAGCGAACAGGAGGAGAUGAACUCCUCCAGGGUGCUUCUUCAACGCAAGGACCUGGAGAUCGGGGUUCUCCGCAAGCAACUGCAGGAGCUCCAGGCUGGACGUCAGGACCAGGCGACCAAGUAUGAGAAGCAACUAGGGAUUGUGAGCGAGGAGUUGGAAAAGUUAAAACGGAGUUAUCAGAAGCUGGAGCGCCGACGUAUGAGGAAGCCGCUAAAUGAGGAAUCAAAAUCCAAAAAGGAGGAUCCAUCUGAAGUCAGGAUGCUCAGAGAUAAUCUUGAGGAGUGCAAGCAGAAGUUGGUGGUGUACCAGCAGCACCUGGCAGAGUUGGAGGCCCAAAAGAAGAGUCUUAGUGAUGAGCUCACACAUGUCAAAGCCCAGCGCACCUCCGAAGUCCAACAUGCCACUUGCUGCAGCGACGUCCAGCGUCUGCGGGCUCAGCUGGAAAAAGUUCACCACAAUCUGCACACACAGGAAGUGGAACUCGGACGCUUACGAGCACUGGAGGACAACAGGAUGGCACACGAGGGCAGGGAGCUACAGGACAAAGAGGAGCAGAUUGCAAGGCUUCACAAUGACAUCAGCACCAUCAAACACAUGCUGCACGACAAAGAUCAAGUCGUACGUUCAUUGGAGGAGUGUGCGGAUAAACUACGCGGGGAUCUGGCGAGGACGUCCGCAGACUUUGACUGCGCUCGUGCAUCUGAGGCUUACCUCAAUGGUGAAGUGAUAAAACUCAAAGAGAGACUGCAAGAGAUAAACGUCCAGCACGCAAAAUUGCAACAAGAACAUAAGGUGCUUCAGGAGGCCUUUGAUACUUCAGUAGCAGAUGCAAAAAAGCUGCGAGGGGAGCUGUCAAGGGCGGAGCAGCGGCACAGUGAAGAAAUUGAGGCCAUGAGGAAACAGGCAGAAAUGGCCCCCCUCGGGGAAAGCUGCGUGACUGGGCAGGACUGCGCGCAGCUGAGACCGCAGACCGCGGCGACAAAACGUCCCGGGUCGGCACCGCACGAUCUUGCCGGAGGCGAUCAGUCCAAUGCCGCUGCGGAGAGUGAGACAACAUCCUAUGACGGCGACAUCCAGCGUCUGUUCACCCAACUUCUUUCGUCGGGUUCUCACCAGCCAUCUGACGACGACUCUGCGCUGACCGAGCGCACUCCGGAGGGAUGCGACUCUGUCUCGCCACCGCGUGCAACAGUGUCUCGCUUCCUUGAGGAGGAGAAUCUUCGCACCAAGGAACUUCUGCACAAACUGGACACGCACAUCCUCAGCAUGGGCGAUGGCAACGCGGCCACCAUUGCCAAACGCCUCCUAAAGAAGUCCUCGUGAAAGGAUCUACAGGCAGUUUUUCGUUGCGGUCUGGUGAUGUCAUCAAGGUCGUAUGACCGGAUUGCACCCGUCCUGUGACUGUCCAGCCGGCCGACCCCCCUUGACCCCAAUUUAGCAGCUGCAUUUGCUAACAGUGAAAGUAUGUGUGUGAGAAGACGUCAGGACUUCAGAAGUUCCCAGCUUUCGUGAGAAAAAAAUGUUUUUACUUUUAUGUAUUUGUUAUAGAAAUUUUACAAAGUAAAAGUGGACCCGGGUAUAAAAAAAAAAAAUGCCACACACGGAGAGCCAAUGCUAAAUUUAGAAAGGAAUGUGACCUUCCUAUAGCGCUUGAUGGACUCCAGGGUUUUUAAGCUUCCUGUGUGUAUCUAAUGGGUCGUUCGGUUCACAGUUCACACGACUAAGUGAAAGCAGUGCAAUGUAAUGAGAGGAGAAAUGCAUAGCGUGUAUCGUUUUUG